UCAAGUUCAUAGGUUCAUUUAUUAGGAUACAGUGCUUUCACAUUCCCUGCCUCACAUCAUUUGGAAACGUACACUUUUCCUCUAUUUUUGUAAGAUUGAAUAAUGUAUAGAAUAAUUCAAAAAGGCAUAUCCAAUGCCAAAUUUCGAAGAGAUCUGACCAGUUUCCCUGCAGUCUGCCAACAUCCCUUGAGGACACUUAGCAGAACUUCGCAACAGAGUGCAGAAGAGGGGAACAAAGAUGGCGGCUUUCUGAGGAAGAGGUUAAAGGAGACCGCAGACACGCUGGUCAUCGGGGGAGGGUGCGUGGGUGUCAGCCUUGCCUACCACCUGGCCAAAGCGGGCCAGAAAGAUGUUGUGCUUCUGGAGAAGACAGAGCUGACUGCUGGGUCCACUUGGCAUGCUGCUGGACUGACCACAUAUUACCAUCCGGGCAUCAACCUGAAGAAGGUCCAUUAUGACAGCAUCAAACUUUAUGAAAAACUGGAGGAAGAGACUGGACAGGCGGUGGGCUUCCAUCAGCCUGGCAGCAUCAGAAUCGCCUCCAGUGCGGUGCGAGUGGACGAGAUCCGCUACCAGAUGACCCGUACACACUGGCACGUCACACCGCAGUUCAUGAUCGGACCGGAGAAGAUUAAAGAGCUCUUCCCCCUGCUCAACAUGGACAAGGUCUUGGCGGGCCUGUACACUCCGGGAGAUGGCCACAUUGAUCCCUACUCUCUGACGAUGGCAUUGGCUGCUGGAGCCCGCAUGUACGGGGCUUCCAUCUACAACUCGUCCCCCGUCACCGGAAUCACCCCUCUGGAGAACGGCAAGUGGGACGUGGAAACCCCUCACGGCACCAUUCGCGCCAAUCGAAUUGUCAACGCCUCAGGUUUCUGGGCCAGAGAGCUGGGCGAGAUGAUUGGUUUCCAACACCCCACCAUUCCUGUCCACCACCAGUACGUGGUCACGGCAACUGUGCCAGAGGUCAAGGCUCUGAAAACAGAGCUGCCUGUGAUCCGUGACCUUGAGGGGUCAUACUACCUCCGUCAGGAGAGGGACGGCCUGCUCUUUGGCCCCUACGAGAAAGAGGCCAAGAUGGUGCUGCAGGACUCCUGGGUGAGAGACGGAGUGCCACCAGGCUUCGGCAAGGAGCUGUUUGAGUCCGACCUGGACAGGAUCAUGGACCAUGUGGAGAUGGCCAUGGAGAUGGUGCCGGUUCUGAAGGAUGCUGACAUCAUAAACGUGGUGGCUGGCCCAAUCACCUACACCCCCGACCUGUCGCCCAUGGUCGGCCCUCACCAGGGGGCUCGCAAUUACUGGACCGCCAUCGGCUUUGGAUACGGAGUCAUUCAUGCUGGAGGUAUCGGGAAGUUCCUCAGCGACUGGAUCAUCACCGGCGAGCCUCCCUACGAUCUCAUCGAGUGCGACCCCAACCGCUACGGCAAAUGGGUGACGGUGCCCUACCUGUGUGACAAAGCCAGGGAGUCCUACGGCUUCAACAAUGUUGUGGGCUACCCCAAGGAGGAGCGCUUUGCUGGCCGCCCCACAGAGCGUGUGAGUGGGGUGUACGAGCUGCUGAAGGACCAGUGCUCCAUGGGCUUCCACGCCGGCUGGGAACAACCACACUACUUCUACAAGCCCGGUGACCAAAAGGGAUACAAUCCCAGCUUCCGCAGAACCAACUGGUUUGGGCCGGUGGGCAGGGAGUGCAAGCUGGUGAUGGAGAAGGUGGGAGUGGUCGACCUGUCGCCGUUUGGGAAGUUUGUGGUGAAAGGAAAGGACUCGGGAAAACUGCUGGAUUAUCUCUUCGCCAACACCAUGCCCAAGGUGGGCAUGACCAAUAUCAGCCACAUGCUGACCCCUAGGGGACGGGUGUUUGCAGAGGUCACCAUCACUCAAACGGCACCCGGGGAAUUCCUCCUCCUCACAGGCUCAGGGUCGGAGAGGCACGACCUGAGGUGGAUUGAACAAAAGGCAGAAGACGGUGGUUAUGAUGUGGAGAUCUCCAACAUAACGGACAAUGUGGGUGUGCUCGGAGUGGCUGGACCGUUUGCCAGAAACGUCUUGCAGAAGCUGACAGACGCAGACAUGAGCGACGCAGGCUUCAAGUUCCUGCACUGCAAAAAAAUUAACAUGGCUGGCGUUGACCUCAGAGCCAUUAGGAUAUCUUACACAGGGGAGCUUGGCUGGGAGCUGUACAUAGACAUGCCACACAUGGCCACCGUUUACAAAGCCAUCAUGGAGGCCGGCAGAGAGGACGGCAUCGAUAACUUCGGGACCUACGCCAUGAACUCCCUCAGGCUGGAGAAAGGCUUCAGAGGCUGGGGGGCAGAGAUGAACUGUGACACAAAUCCAUUUGAAGCUGGUUUGGAUUACUUCAUCAAACUAAAUAAGCCUGCAGACUUCAUUGGGAAGCAGGCCCUGCAGCAGAUCAAGGCAGAGGGCGUGAAGAAGAAGCUCUCCUACCUCACAGUGGACACCGAUGACAUCGACCCAGAGGGCAACGAGACCAUCUGGCUCAAUGGAAAGGUGGUCGGCAACACCACGUCAGGCUGCUUCAGCUACACUGCGGGCCAGAGCCUGUGCUUCGGCUACCUGCCCGUGGCCCUGGCCAACGUGGGCCAGAAGGUGGAGGUGGAGCUCCUGAACAGAAAGUACCCGGCCAUGGUCAUCCAGGAACCACUGGUCCUGACCGAGCCCACCAGGACCCGCCUGCAGAAGAAAUCCAAGAGCAGAGUAUAGGUCGACCGCGCGCCUUGCUCAUGUGACGGAGGUCAUCUUGCACCUGUUCACCCCCCUCGGGGAUCGAACGUGCAAUCUCGUCAACUAUGUGCUAGUUAGCCUCCGUUACACUCACACCAUCACUUACGUUAAACCUACUAUGCCUUAAGAACACAAGGGAUGCCCUAAUUCAUUGUGCAAAAAAGCCCUCCAGUCUCAUGGACCAACAAUAUGUGAAGGAGUAAGAAAUAGCUGCACAUGAUGCUGUAAAGCAAAAUGACACUUAUACUGAUGUUUUUUAAACAAAUUGUGAAGAAUGUGUGUUGUAUGGAUAAAUAGCAUGUAAGUGAUUGAUUUAUAAGUGACUGUGCUUGUUUGCUGGAUAUUGAGACUGUGCCUGUAUUGUAAAAAACUGUGAAUAUACAAAGAAAUAAAAUUGCCGCUGCAAUUGCUUGUUACAUAAUAAAAACAAAGUUUCACAAAAAAGAU
Engraulis encrasicolus (European anchovy) is the source of this 3192-nucleotide messenger RNA. It is a transcript of the gene dmgdh, whose product is annotated as dimethylglycine dehydrogenase. Lineage: Eukaryota; Metazoa; Chordata; Actinopteri; Clupeiformes; Engraulidae. The transcript is spliced from 16 exons. Gene Ontology annotation, molecular function: protein binding; oxidoreductase activity. The record is from RefSeq and is a predicted model, not a curated record. Gene Ontology annotation, cellular component: mitochondrion. Bases 103 to 2724 code for a protein of 873 amino acids.